AUGAUGAAUUAACAAACUCUUAAAGUCCACAAUUUCGAAAACAGUUCAAGUCAAUAUUAGCAGUUUGGCGGAAAUAGUAACUCAAGUAAUAAUCCUAAUCUAAAUAAUACUUCAGCAAUGCUUAAUUUCGAUUACUCUACGAUGUUAGAUAAUAAGGUCAAUGGCAAUGAUUAGUAUGAUAUUGCAAUUGGUUAGCAUGGUAUAUUUCAAGCAAAUUAAAACAUGGAUGAUUCUUUAUUAUCCUCAACAAGUGACUUAAAUUCAAAUAACUAUUCUAACUCAAGUUAAUACUUUAAAAGCAAUGGUAUUAAGCAGUUGAUGCAAUCUAACCAGAAAAUGUGUGAUAAUUAGUUACCAUUAGAAUUGCACACAAGUUCUAGUUAAGUAUCAAUUGCUGAUUAAUUAAUUGAGCAAUCAAGGAAGAGAAUACAAGAUAUUCAGCAGUUAAUGCAGCCCCCAUAAGAAGUCAUGAAUUCAUAUUUGAAGAAAGACUAUAAUGUCGAGAUAAAGCCAGCAGAUUUUGAAAUUCUCAAACCAACUCAAUCAGCUAAUAUUUCAAGCUCAAAGAAUCCCUUAUAUUAGAAGUCAACCAAUGUUAUGGAAGAUGAACUCAAGACUCUGUAGGAUAAAAUACUAGAUUUAGAAAAUAAAUUGUGCGUGACUAGUACUACUGCUUACAGCUAUUCCAAUGAGGGGUCUUCAAUGUUUGAUACUACCCAGAAUAAAUUUAAAAGAGAUAAAUUUUAGUAAAUUCAGUAGGAAUAAAAUGAAAGAGAGGAAAAAAUAAAUAAGAUUUAGCAACUAAAAAAGGUUCAAGAUAUGUCACUUGGCAAAAAAAUAAAAGUAGAUAUAAAUCUCAACAAUAUAUAAUCAGAAGACGAUGAAAAUGAUUUCAUCAGUAUCAAGUAAAAGAAAGCUAAGGCGAAUGCUAAAAAAGCAUAGGACUCGUAGCUAGAUAUUUCACAUGACAGAGCUAUUCUCAAGGAUAAAUAAACUAAAAAAUCAAUGAGCAAGGAAAAGAAGAGGAAAGUCUAUAAUUCACAGACUCCUUAAAGAAAUUUGAUAUAAGAUAGAAGUAGAGCUAAUAAACUAAACACAUCUGCAUCAACAAAUAGAAGCAAUUAAAGCAAGGUCUCUAACAGCAGAUUUAACAGCGGAAUAGCUAAUAAAUAAUCUUUCACAGCAAGACUAUAAAAAGAUCAAGAGAAAUCAAAUCUUAAAAAUCCUAAACAAAUCAAACUUGCAGAUUCUAGAUCCUAAUUCAAAAGUAAAGAAAGACCAUAAACAGCAAGUGUAAGAUAGAUUUAGCCUAGAAAGGAUAAAACCUUAAUGGAUAUUACUAACACUACUAUAGCAUCAAAGAAAGAAUAAAGACAAGAGGAAUGCGUGCAAAGUAAUUAUAAAGAAAUAGCAAGUAAAGUUGUUGACUUAUAGAGAUAAAUAAUGUCAUUAAGAGGCAAACUUAAGAUGAAGGAAACAGUUGAAUAAGAAAACGAAAAACUCAAAGAGGAACUAGCUUAAAUAAGAAGUAAAAUGAUGGAGAGUGAAAAGAAAAAGUUAUAGUAUAAGGAAUAAGUAUAAGAGUACUAGUUAUUCAAUGAAAAACUCUUAAAAGAAAACAAGGGCCUGAAAGAAGAAAUAGGUGAAUUAGUCAUGGGUAAGAAAGUUGCUAAAUAAUCUAAAACUAAAAAAACUAAAUGA
This is a messenger RNA of Stylonychia lemnae, 1701 nucleotides long. The record is from the annotation of a GenBank genome assembly. NCBI's taxonomy places the organism in Eukaryota, Ciliophora, Spirotrichea, Sporadotrichida, Oxytrichidae.